UGUCGUCAGUUAAUUCAGAAAGGGCAUAUAUCAUACUGUUAACUACCACCGAUUCGUAGCACUGACCUCAACAAAUCGCUAUGGCACGAUAAAGGAGUCAUGGAAAAGGUAGAAAUCGGGUUUCUGUGUGAGAUAUGUGUCCUGUUCCUGGUCAUGGUGCCCUUCGUGACAGCCAUUGAGGAACUACCUUACCCAGAGACGCUACACAACUGCUUCGUCAGACAAACAAACAAGUCGGACAGCAAUGUUGCUGGUGAACUCAUCAGUACCUACUGUAUCAACCAGUAUCUUUGGGUGUCGGGCCGACCCAGUUGGCAGGCGCCCCGGGACAGUGUCGCAUAUCAAGUCAUACAGAAGCUCUUCACGCAGGGAGCCAAUGAGCUGUCCAGGAGGAAACGAGCAACAGAACCACUUCGGGUCCGGAAGGAGUACCGCAUGCUUUCUCGGGACGAACGCAAACGGUUCCAUGACGCUAUUACCAAGCUAAAGGAAAGAAUCCCAGAUACACGUACCAGUGUGUAUGAUACCCUAGCUGACAUACAUCAAGGCAGAGUAAUUCUUCAGUCAGUGCACGGCGGAGCUAACUUCCUAGGGUGGCAUAGAGUUUACAUUUACCUACUGGAGCAGGCGUUACGUGUUGUAGACGACACUGUCACCCUACCCUACUGGGAUUGUACGCUGGACUAUGAGAUGGAGGAUCCGACGGAAUCUAUUAUAUUUUCUUACAGAUUUGCUGGUAAUGGCGACGGGAAAGUGCUCAAUGGUGUGUUCAGAAAUUGGGGUUUAGUGAGAAAUGUGGGGUUAAAAGGCAAUCUAAUGAGCAAGUGGGCCAUGGACGAAAUUCUGUCUCGUCGACGUACACACAGAAUCACUGAGCCAGAUGCACAGAACCGACACAACAUCGAGUUUCGUCAUAACGGCAUCCAUUCGUGGGUCGGUGGACACGUAGGUUUAAUGAACAUGGCCACUAGAGAUCCCCUGUUCUUUUUGAUACACUGCUUCAUUGAUUACGUCUGGUGGCGAUUCCAGCAGCAGCAGAUAAAAAGAGAUAUAGAUCCGUCUUCAGAUUACCCGAUAAAUUAUGGAUCACAUCAACAUCGUCCGAGCGCAAAGAUGACGGGGUUCCCUGACUAUCGGAACCGUGAUGGCUACUCUAACCACUGGACCAGGGACAUUUACACCUACCAGUUAUCGCCCGAAUGUCCUCAGUGUGGUCAUUCUUCCUGGCUAAAAUGCGUCAGAGGAGUGUGUGUUUCAAAAGCACGAAAUACGCGUCGAGAACGAAACUCGAGACAAACUACGUCUUUCUCACAAUCAGGAAAUGUACGUAAACUUGACAAUGCGGUGCAUCACAAUAUCACACACCAAAACGAAGAUCCGCCGAUUGUGACGAUGAAGAAACGAGCAGGAGACAUUUAUCAUGGAAUAUCUCCCGUACAGAAUACAUUCGAAAUAGACGGUAAAGCAAGCGUUGAUCAAUGGGUGUUCAUGCCAGUAAAGGUUAUAAAUGUAAAAUCGGGGGAUCUGAUAUAUAACUCUUACCCAAUAAACAAUGGCCAUCCCAUGUGGAAUGACGAUAUCUACACCGCGUCGAAUUCAGAAGUUGUGUCGUCAUUCUUACCCCAGCAUAGUGCUGCUACAUACGAGAACUGUAAGCGGUCAACAAGUGGAGCUUUGAAAAUCUACGUACGUAUAGAUGGUCGGAACUACGAUGGUCAUUCUGUAGAGCAUGCGCUGACCGACGAACGACUACCUUUCUCAUCGAGCUACGCAUAUGUGGCGAUAAAAAGUCCGCUUCAUAAACCUGUAGAAUUGAUGGCUACCGCGCAUGACGAGUGCGGACGAAUGUGUAGACCUAUGUGUAGAUUUAAAGGUAACAAUGACUUCAUCCCUUGUACUGGGCACAUGCACAUUAAACACAAAGAUAAUGGUAUGUAUGCGUCCACUGUGGCUGAUGCAAUGCUUACAGUAUGGCGGUUUGAAAACGGUGAAAACAUUUUUCCAAAAUCCUCAGAUAAGCUUGUUUAUCUCAGUUUUUUGUGUGAUUCUAAGUCAUUAUUCCAAUGAAAUUCUACAACCAUUUAACUUAAAAUUGCCUUGAAUGUCUUUUCAAUGGGUUUAAUUUACAAUAUUUAAACAACAAAAAAUCCUUUCUAGGUCAUUUUGUUUUAACAUCAGGCAAUCUAAAUUCCGUAAAUAUCGAUAAAAUCAUUAUAAGUUCAUAAUGACAAUAAACGAUAAAAGUUGAUUGAAGGCUAGAUGGUGAUGUGCUAGGAUAGAGUUAUAAAAAAACAAUUUAAGAAAACAACUUUUUAUGAAGUUGAGUAUAAUUUUAUUUCUCAAAAUGAAACUGAAAAUGUUAUGAAUGUUUAAAAUAUGAUAGCUAUUUUCGAAGUGGUUGAUUCUUUGUUCAUUACGGUAUUCAAUAAAUGUUCUA
This is a messenger RNA of Mizuhopecten yessoensis (Yesso scallop), 2437 nucleotides long. Its product is annotated as tyrosinase-like protein 1. Gene Ontology annotation, molecular function: oxidoreductase activity. The transcript is spliced from 4 exons. Bases 100 to 2067 code for a protein of 655 amino acids. Lineage: Eukaryota; Metazoa; Mollusca; Bivalvia; Pectinida; Pectinidae. The record is from RefSeq and is a predicted model, not a curated record.